GAACUGGUGACCGUGAGUGUCUCUCUGCCUCUUUCGUCUCUGCAAAUGUCUUUGAGCGAUCUACGAAGUAGUUUUAAAAUGGACGUCUCCUUUGUUCUCUUCAGAUAGUUUUCAUCUCUAUUCACACUUGCUCCAAAAAUCAUAGCUGAGUGUUCGUCUUUAAUGGCGAAUUUAAAUCCAAAACGAGGAACCUUUGGAUUCUUGAUAUGGCUUGUAUUGUUCACGGCUUAUACGAGUACCGCUGUUUUCGCCCGGUCCGAUAAGGAGACCAGGGAAAGGUUCUAUGGGAAUCUUUCGCUUAAUGCCUCGACUCCUGAUUCCGGCGAGGGUAGCAUUGCGAAGAUCUUCGACCGGGUGCUUGAGAAGGAAUUCUCGGAUAAUGAUCAACCUCAAGGAUCGGAUGAAAACAGCUUCAACAAUACAGUAGCAGAGCAACAAGGUGUGUUGGAGACCGUAGCUAAAAUCACACAUGAGAAGUCCAAGAGAAACGAGACACAUGAGGCAAAUGGAAGUAGAGCAUUUCAGUUUCAAGAUGUCUUCUCCCUUGAAAAUGAAGGUUCUGAUGAUAUGACAACCUUGAUAGACAAAAAGGACAAUGUAUUUGUGAUGUCAAAUAAGAAAUCGAAGUAUCCUGUACUUCAAGUAGAUCUAAGGUUAAUUUCAGACUUGGUAGUUGUGAUUGUUUCUGCCGCAAUUGGUGGCAUUUUCUUUUCUUGUUUGGGUCAACCGGUUAUUGUCGGUUAUCUGCUAGCGGGUUCUCUUAUUGGCCCUGGGGGGUUGAAUUUUAUCAGUGAAACAGUACAGGUUGAGACUUUUGCGCAAUUUGGUGUAGUCUUUCUUCUUUUUGCUUUGGGCCUUGAGUUUUCCCUGACAAAGUUAAAGGUUGUGGGACCUGUUGCUGUUCUCGGUGGGCUACUUCAAAUUAUUAUAUUUAUGUGCUUAUGUGGCAUAAUUUCCAUGCUAUGUGGUGCAAAAUUGUCAGAGGGUGUAUUUGUCGGCUUCUUCUUGUCAAUGUCAUCAACUGCAGUUGUCAUAAAGUUUCUGGUGGAGAAAAAUGGCAACAAUGCUCUUCAUGGUCAAGUCACAAUUGGAACUCUUAUUUUUCAGGAUUGUGCUGUCGGCUUACUGUUUGCCCUUCUCCCUGUUUUGGGUGGAAAUAGUGGCCUUCUGCAUGGGAUGAUUUCAAUGGCAAAACUAUUGCUGGUGCUGUCCAUAUUCCUUAUUGCUGCAUCUAUAUUAUCUUGGUCCUUUGUUCCUCGCUUCUUGAAGCUAAUGAUACGACUGUCUUCACAGACCAAUGAACUUUAUCAGCUUGCUGCUGUAGCAUUCUGUUUAUUUUCUGCUUGGUGCAGUGAUAAGCUGGGCUUAAGUCUUGAAUUGGGUUCAUUUGUUGCUGGAGUUCUGAUAUCAACCACUGACUUUGCACAGCAUACAUUAGACCAGGUGGAACCAAUUCGAAACCUCUUUUCAGCUCUGUUCCUUUCUAGUAUUGGAAUGCUCAUACAUGUACAGUUUUUAUGGAGCCACGUGGAUAUAUUGCUUGCAUCUGUCAUUCUUGUUGUCGUUGUUAAGACUACUGUAGUUGCCAUGGUGACCAAGGCCUUUGGAUAUAGUGUCAGGACAUCAUUCGUUGUGGGCAUAUUGCUUGCUCAAAUUGGAGAAUUUGCAUUUGUGCUUUUAAGCCGUGCCUCAAAUGUUCAUCUUGUUGAGGGGAAAAUGUAUCUGCUGCUUCUGGGAACUACAGCUUUCAGCUUGGUAACAACUCCCCUCAUGUUCAAAUUGAUACCGGCUGUGAUGCAUCUUGGUGCCCUUAUGCACUGGUUUCCUUCAGAAAGCAAUACUCAGAAUGAGAUGAGUCCACGUGCUGUAAAGGAGAGGGCUGCCUUGAUUGAUUGAUGCACAUAACAGAGUGCUGUGACCUUGCAUAUCAUCUUUAUGUACCUGGUUAUAUGAUCGGUUUCUGGCUGAAUGAUGUCAAAGAUUUUCUGAGUUCCAAGAUUUGGCCAUGCUCCAGAACCCAAGCUAGAAGUUUCGGAUGACAUUAGCAGAUUCCAUUGUGCCACUAGAACUGGGUUAUGUGGUCGCAUGUAAAUUUAGCCUUUCCUUAUAUUGUAAAUAUGCUUAGUUUUCUUGUUUAUCCGGGAAAUAUUAAGUGUCCCACUAGUUGAUGAUGUUCGAGAAAUUACUCCAUGUAAUCUAACCAUUGACAUUAGCAACUGUAAGAAAACAGAAAAGUGAUUCAAUUGAUCA
Messenger RNA from Telopea speciosissima, 2250 nucleotides. RefSeq names its product K(+) efflux antiporter 5. Gene Ontology annotation, biological process: potassium ion transmembrane transport; proton transmembrane transport. Gene Ontology annotation, cellular component: membrane. NCBI's taxonomy places the organism in Eukaryota, Viridiplantae, Streptophyta, Magnoliopsida, Proteales, Proteaceae. The transcript has 20 exons. Gene Ontology annotation, molecular function: potassium:proton antiporter activity. Bases 163 to 1896 code for a protein of 577 amino acids. The record is from RefSeq and is a predicted model, not a curated record.